AUGUCCAGCUCCACUCCGCCACAAUGUCUCGUCCGUGGGUCUAUCAAUAUCGACGAAUUCUUCCAUCUCCCCCAUAUCGUCCGACCAGGAGAGACCAUCUCCUCGUCCAAACUCUCUCGGGGAGCGGGCGGUAAGGGAGCGAAUCAAGCGAAUGCUGUGGCCAGGGCGGGAGGGAAUGUAGUUAUGGAUGGGUGCAUAGGGGAAGAUGGGAUUUGGGUCCGGGAUGGGCUGGAGCGCGCUGGGGUGGAUGUCGGGCGGGUCAUGGUGGUACAGGAGCAGAUGACGGGAAGAGCUAUCAUACAGCUAGCCGAGGAUGGCGAGAACAGUAUCGUACUCCAUAAAGGCGCCAAUUAUCACACACCCCCAAGUGACACGUCCCCAUCAUUAUCCGGCAUCACCCACCUCCUCCUCCAAAACGAGAUCCCCCUCCCUUCUACCCUCGCCUACCUCCGCGCAGCCCACUCCGGCGGCGUGACAUCCAUCUUCAACCCCUCCCCUAUGCUUUCCGGAGAAAAGCUGCGGCAGUUCCCAUGGGCCUGUCUGAGCUGGUUGAUCGUCAAUGAAGGGGAGUUGACGGAUCUUUUAAAGGAGACCGGUCUUGCUGUGCCAUCAACAACGGGUAGUGCGCCGGCGUCAGCUCCGACGACAACUCCCGAGGCGCCGAUCGCAUCCGCCGCACGAGCCGAGAUGCUCUUGUUCCGCCGAUCCAACGCGGACUUGGGGCUGAUAUGUACCCUCGGAGCAAGGGGGAUCCUGUACCUCCCCGCUGGAUCCCAGACGGUGGGGUACCUCCCAGCUGCGACGGUGGUGAAUGGGGUAGUGGAUACCACAGGAGCUGGGGACUGUUUUGCGGGAUACUUUGCGGCGGGGUUGAUGAGGGACGAGGAUCUAGAAACGACACUGAGGACUUGUCUGACGGCUUGCGCGAUGUGCGUCGAGAAGGCCGGGGCUAUGGAGAGUGUUCCAUCUCGUGCUAAGGUGGAGGCGCGGAUAGCAUGA
This is a messenger RNA of Dioszegia hungarica, 999 nucleotides long. RefSeq names its product ATP-binding protein. Lineage: Eukaryota; Fungi; Basidiomycota; Tremellomycetes; Tremellales; Bulleribasidiaceae. The record is from RefSeq and is a predicted model, not a curated record. The transcript is spliced from 5 exons. The coding region runs from base 1 to 999 and encodes 332 amino acids. Gene Ontology annotation, molecular function: ribokinase activity. Gene Ontology annotation, biological process: D-ribose metabolic process.